CAUCUCCCCCAAAUUUGAUCUCCUCCUUCAAUUCUUGGUGAAAGAAAAGAAGAACAGAAACAAUCUCAUUUCAAAGAUAGAUAGAUUGCAUUUUGAAUCAAAGAAUCCAAAGAUGUUGAACAAAAUCAAGAAACUAAGCCAGAAAAAGUUCAACAAAUCAGAUCAACACAACCAAGACAACAACAACAACACCAACGUCGUCCGCAGCAGCCGCCCCACAGCCACCACCGCAUCUCCUUUACCAAAUGGCGAGUCCCAGACACCAGCUCCAUCACCUUCCCAGACACCAAACCACCCAAUGUUCACAUCAGCACCAACCCUCGAAGUCCUCCCGUUAUUAAAAGACGUGUCCUCAUCAGAUCGUCCCCUCCUCUUCAUGAAAAAGUCACACAUGUGUUCUUGCCAAUGCGACUUCUCCGACGCGUUGAUCAUGCCACGUGAGAAAGAGAUCAAAAGACAGACACUUCUCGAACUCGUGGAUUUUCUCCACUCCUCCUCAGGUAAAGUCAACGAGACCAUGCAGAGCGAGCUUAUACGUAUGGUCUCCGCCAACAUUUUCAGAUCUCUCCCACCUGCCCAUUACGAGAACACGGGAGCUCCUCCCGAAGGCAACGAUCCAGAAGAGGAAGAGCCUUAUCUCGAGCCGUGGUGGCCUCAUUUGCAGCUAGUCUACGAGCUUCUCUUGCGUUACGUCGUCUCCUCUGAGAUAGAGCCCAAGACUGCUAAAAUAUUCAUCAACCACACGUUUGUCUCGAGACUACUCGAUCUCUUUGACUCCGAGGAUCCUAGAGAGAGGGAAUAUUUGAAAACUGUUCUCCACAGGAUCUACGGGAAGUUUAUAUUUCACCGACCUUUUAUAAGAUGCUCUGUUUACAACAUCUUCUACAAGUUCUUGUAUGAGACUGAGAGGUGUAUUGGGAUAGGAGAGCUGUUGGAGAUUAUAGCGAGUGUGAUCAAUGGGUUUACAGUACCGAUGAGAGAGGAGCAUAGGCUGUUUCUUGUGAAAGCCGUUUUGCCGUUGCACAAGUCUAAAAGCAUCUCUGUUUACCACCAGCAGUUGUCGUAUUGCGUGACGCUGUUUGUGGAGAAAGAUUAUAAACUCGCUGAUACUGUGAUACGUGGGUUGUUGAAGUACUGGCCGCUUACGAAUUGUAAUAAGGAGGUUCUGUACCUGGGAGAGCUUGAAGAGGUUUUGGAUGUUACAGAGCCUUCAGAGUUUCAGCAUUGUGUUGUUCCUUUGUUUACACAGAUUGGGAAAUGUCUUAAUAGCUCACACUUCCAGGUGGCAGAGAGAGCUCUUUUCUUGUGGAACAAUGAGCAUAUCGUUGGCCUGAUUGCUGAGAACAAGGACGUGAUUUUUCCGAUAAUAUUUGAAGCACUGGAGAGGAACAUGAAAGGACAUUGGAACCAGGCGGUGCAUGGUCUCUCUGAGAAUGUUAGAAGAAUGUUUAUGGAGAUGGACAAUGACCUCUUUGAAGAGUGUGAGAAACAUUAUCAAGAGAAUGAAGCUAAGACUUGGGAGUUGUUGGAACAAAGAGAGAUGACGUGGAAGAGACUUGAGGAGGCUGCUUCUUUAGCUGCAAAUUAAAAUCACGUUUUGAUGAUGGCUUUUUUUUAGCUAUUUUCUUUCUUUUGCAAAAGUAAUGUUUUAGAAACUCUAAUAAUUUGUUUAUUUGUUCUUUUUUUUUUCGUUUCAUUUCCUUGGGUCUCUUGUGCAUAGCGACCGGGAAUAUGAAUUCAGAUGUCGCGGACCAGAUCAUGUCAUAGAAGAUAAGUUUAGUACUGUUCACUGCUGCUUCCACAUAACUUGGUAGCAAU
Messenger RNA from Raphanus sativus (radish), 1818 nucleotides. RefSeq names its product serine/threonine protein phosphatase 2A 57 kDa regulatory subunit B' epsilon isoform. Gene Ontology annotation, molecular function: protein phosphatase regulator activity. Gene Ontology annotation, biological process: signal transduction. Gene Ontology annotation, cellular component: protein phosphatase type 2A complex. The coding region runs from base 113 to 1588 and encodes 491 amino acids. The transcript is spliced from 2 exons. NCBI's taxonomy places the organism in Eukaryota, Viridiplantae, Streptophyta, Magnoliopsida, Brassicales, Brassicaceae. The record is from RefSeq and is a predicted model, not a curated record.